Messenger RNA from Acanthochromis polyacanthus (spiny chromis), 1887 nucleotides. It is a transcript of the gene chek1, whose product is annotated as checkpoint kinase 1. Gene Ontology annotation, cellular component: cytoplasm. NCBI's taxonomy places the organism in Eukaryota, Metazoa, Chordata, Actinopteri, Pomacentridae. The coding region runs from base 167 to 1549 and encodes 460 amino acids. The record is from RefSeq and is a predicted model, not a curated record. The transcript has 14 exons. Gene Ontology annotation, molecular function: protein serine/threonine kinase activity; tau-protein kinase activity; ATP binding. Gene Ontology annotation, biological process: protein phosphorylation; microtubule cytoskeleton organization; DNA damage checkpoint signaling.
CGUGGAAAUGACGUCACAUCAGGAAGUUAUGGUUAGCGAAACAGCAGCGCGCCAAAUUUGGGCCACAAUGUGUGCAGUCACAUCGUCAGACUUAUGAAAAAAAAUUGUCUAAUCUUUGAGGAUAACUGAACGUGGAGAAGGCUGCCGUGGGAAAAGGCUGUGCAGCAUGGCGGUGCCUUUUGUGCAGGACUGGGACCUGGUUCAGACUCUGGGAGAAGGAGCCUAUGGAGAAGUGAGGCUGCUGGUGAACAGACAGACGGAGGAAGCAGUGGCAGUGAAGGUGAUCGAUACCUCGCAGGCUAAAGAGUGUGCUGAAAAUGUCAAGAAGGAGGUUUGCAUUCAUAAGAUGCUCAACCACUCCAACAUCGUGAGAUUUUUUGGCCAUCGGAAGGAAGGACCGACUGUUUACCUCUUCUUGGAGUAUUGCAGCGGAGGAGAACUGUUUGACCGCAUCGAGCCUGAUGUGGGAAUGGCAGAGAAAGAUGCUCAUAAAUUUUUCCAGCAGCUGAUGGCAGCCGUGGAAUACCUCCACAGCGUCGGCAUCACCCACAGGGACAUAAAGCCGGAGAACAUUUUGCUGGACGACAAAGAUAACCUGAAGCUGACAGAUUUCGGCCUGGCCACCAUGUUUCGGUUCAAAGGGCGUGAGCGCCUCCUGGGUCGACUCUGUGGAACUCUUCCAUAUGUGGCUCCGGAGCUUCUCAGCCACACAGAGUUCAAAGCUCAGCCUGCAGAUAUCUGGGCUUGUGGGAUCGUCCUCACUGCCAUGCUGGCUGGAGAGUUGCCGUGGGACCAGCCCACUGAGAGCUGUCAGGAGUAUUCAGACUGGCUUCAAAAGAAAACAUACCUACCUCCUUGGAAGAAAAUCCAACCAAUGCCUCUUCGUUUGUUGUCCAAAUUGUUACUGGCCCGUCCAGAUGCGCGCGUCACCAUCGCAGACAUACAGAAAGACCACUGGUUCACUCAUGGUGUAAAGCCACCACCAGGUUCUCUGGCUUCAGAACGGAACAAACUUCUUCGGUCUGAUGGUGGAAUCACAUCCUGGGCCCAGAGCGAUGACAGGAUGCAGUUUUCCAGCUCCCAGCCGGACCUAGCAGCUGGUGGCUUGGAAGCCAUGUUAAAUGGUCAAAUCGAAUGUCAAGUCAGCUUCUCCCAGCCCACCAAGCCUGAGCACAUGUUACUGGGGAGUCAGUUUCUCGGCACACCGGGAGCCAGUCAGUCACCGUGGCAGAGAUUAGUGCGGAGAAUGACGCGUUUCUUCACCACUGUGGAUGCUGAUGCCUCUUUAUCAUCCCUGAAAGACACCUGUGACGGCCUGGCACUUGGAUUCAAACUCACCUGCAGCAAACAGGUGACGGUGAGCACACUGGACAAACGCAAUAACAAACUCAUCUUCAAAGUCCAUUUGCUAGAUUUGAAUCAGAGAGUGUUGCUGGACUUCAGACUGUCUAAGGGUGACGGUUUGGAGUUCAAACGUCUCUUUGUGAAGAUUAAACAGAAGCUCGGCGACAUCGUCAGCACUCAGAAGAUUUUGCUUCCCAUUACUUGAGCAGCCUCCACAAACUGUGGACAUCGGAGAGGCACUACCUGUACAUAUUUAGCUGUUCUGUUGGUAUUUUAAAUGUAUUCUGCUGUCUUCUUGAAUUGCCUGAAUGUAGACUCUUGUUUUCUUGUGAGAACUGGUUAGGAGAGCGGGCAAAACUCGGGUCAUGUUUUCAUUUCACUUUGUUUUAGUUUGUGGUUAGAAUGCAUUAGGGUAGAUGAAGUUAGGAACAAAAGUGCGUUGUGUGUGCGCGCGUUGUUGUCUGUUUUUAUACCGUUGAGAAGACUGAUGUGUUCGGAUUAUGUCUGACAUGAUGCAUUCUUGAAUAAAUUAUUAAAAGACCA